UUUGACCGACUCAGCAAGAAGGUGGAUUUUCCUUGUGUCUAAAGAGAAAAAAAUGUCCCCGUGUCUGUAGAGAUGCUUUGCAGUUCAGCCCGGCUGAAGCUGACCGAAUGAGACUAUGGGCUGUGCCUCUGCGAAGCAUGUUGCCACUGUUCAAAAUGAAGAGGAAGCCCAGAAAGGGAAGAACUACCAGAAUGGAGACGUGUUUGGUGAUGAGUAUAGGAUCAAACCGGUGGAAGAGGUCAAAUACAUGAAAAAUGGGGCAGAAGAGGAGCAAAAAAUAGCAGCCAGGAACCAAGAAAACUUGGAAAAAAGUGCCAGUUCAAAUGUAAGACUUAAAACUAAUAAAGAGAUUCCGGGAUUAGUUCAUCAACCUAGAGCAAAGCCACCCACAAAGACAGGUUCACUGUCAAGCGGGCACUUCGAGAGUCUGCUGGAAUUACCUCUCUGGCUCAUCCUGCUUCCCACCCUUGGGGCCCUUCACCAGAGCCAGAUUGGAAGCCUGGCGUUUCAUGCCAAUGUGAGCGUGCCAUCCGUGAGCAGAACCUGCCUAGUUAACUCAAGGCCCCACAAAGUGCCGCUGUGUUUGCUGAGUGCCCUGGGUGAGGCCCCAGGGAUGCUUCCCGGACUACCUGAGAGAGUCCCCAGUCCUUCUGUGGCAUGAACUUGAAGAUAAAAACUGGUGGUCAAGAGAGCCUCCCAGUGGCUGCUGCGUGGCACAGCAGGACAGGCAGUCCAAAGGGGCUUGACAGCUAGCUGUCAAGUAUUCCCAUAUUUUAGUGCCUUUUUAAGGAACACACAUGCAUACAAAGGGUAGUCCUUUUCAUAUCCCCAAUUUUUCACAUCUCCAUUAUCAUUUCAUUAUUCAUUUCUGUCUUACAUAAUCUGCAGCUUAGUCAAUUCUUUUGGUUUUAAGGUGGGAAGACCUGCCUGUGUCUGUAUCCCUGGGGCUCCUCUAAACCUGCCGGUUUGUGAGAUGAUUUCAUGGUUUCUUUUACAUGUAUCAAAUGUCUACCCUACAAAGAACUGGAUGGAGUUAACAGCUGAGCAAAGAUUAGAGAGGUAAGCUGUGAUUUGUUGUUACCUCUGUAGAAGAGUGUAUAUGCCAUUUGACAAAAAGAAAAAUGUCCAGUUUUAAAGAGUCUGUUUACUCUCUGAUGGGUUAUCAGAUUGACAGCUCAGAUUCGCCCAUGCCCUCCAAACUCUACUGUGUUUUCAAACACGGGUAUUGAGAUUAUAUGUUCUUAGUGAAAUUCGGCUCCCAUUCCCCAGAGAACUCAGCACUCUCUAGUACCCUAAGAACGACUCUCCCCGCAAGGUUCAACUCUCUACUUUAUGGGACUAAUCAGAGGCACUGAAACGACACUGGCAAUCUCUCAACUUCCUCUCACCUUUGUACUGGCAAACUUGGUACACGUGCCGAUAUUCAUUUAUCCCACUUGCCCUCCUGUCUCGGAGGAAGCGAGAUUUCUUUCUUUUCACUGAAGCUAACUCUCCUAUGAAUGCAGUUGAUCCCACCUCACUUCUGCAGAGCACUGUGCCCACAGUUAGUCUCUUUUUGAACAACUUCUCCCUCUCUGUCAGAGGCUUCCUCCAGUGUGAAUGCUUCCAUGUCCCCAGCCUGUCCCCCACUGCCCCUCGACGGCGUCCUCAGGGCUGAGGCCAGCUCCUCAUCUCCCAUCCUCUCCUUAACCCACUUCAGUCAGCCUCCUGCUGCUACCACUCUACAGAGACUACUCUUGCCGUGGUCACCGGUGCCUUCACACAAACCACCCAGAGCUCUUCGUCCCAGAGCUCCACUCCCCAGGCCUUCCCCUCAGAAAUGAAAGAGCACUGCCACACGCCCAGUCGCUGAGACCAAACACCUGCACUUGAGUGUAUCCUGCUCCAAUCUGUUAGAACUUCUUGUUAUCUCUACCUUCACUGGUACCCUGACCGCUUUUCUGUCUGUCACUUCUGACUUGUAUCGCUGCCACUGCCUAACUUCUCUGCCUCCCAACAGACUACAGUCUGUUCUCCCCAAAGCAGCCAGGAGAGCCUCUUAAAUUAAGAGUACUUUAUGCGCCUGCUCCAGAUCUGCCAGAGGUUUCCCAUCAAACAAAUACCUUCUUCCCGUGGCCUGCAAGUUACGAGGCCCUGUGCGGUACGGCCUUGUCCUUCCGUGACCUCAUCACCUAUGCUCUUUCCCUCAUUCCCCGCUCGGAUCACAAUGGCCACCUUGCUUUUCCUUGAACACACAGAACAAGUUCCUGUCUCAGAGCCUUGCACUUGUCCCCUCUGCCCGUAAUGCCAGCGUACCUGAUCUUCCUCAGUUCAGCCACGUCCUGGGUUCAAACAUUACCUCUUUAAAGAGGCUCUUCCUGAGCUUUCUAGUAAGCCCCUCUAAUCACUUUAUCCCUUUACCUUGCUUUCUCUUCAUGGUUUUUACCACUACUUGAAAUAGUCAUCUUUUAAAAAACACUCAUUAAAAAAAAACACUUAUACUUUGCUAUACACCUGAAACUAGCACAACACUGUAAAUCAACUGUACUCCGAUUAAAAAAAAAAAAAAAAAAAAAAUUUACGUCUUCCACACUUGCUCCAUAAAGGCAAGAACUUUAUUUAUCCAACUUGUUCUCUCCUCCACCCCCCACAUGUAGAAAAGUGACACAGAGUAGGUAUUCAGUGACAUGUUAUUUAUGACAUGAGCAACUUCUUGGUAGCAUUUAGCGUUUGGACCAUACUCUCCUUCUUGAACCUCUCCUGGUGUCUCUUAGGGUUCUCUGCUGGGUUUCCUACCACUGUAGCCACUCCUCUGGGGAUCUGUCCCUUAAGUGCUGACAGUCCCUACAGAUCUAUCUUCUACCCACUUUUUAUUUUACAUACUUUCUCUGCAUUUGAACAGCUACACUUAAUUCCCUCCCUCUAGCUCAGAUUCAUGCUCCAAUCCCAUAUAUUCAAAUGAUUACUAGACACUGCCAUUCUGCUGUCUCGCAGGUACAUCAAGCUUAACUUGUCUACAAAGAAAUGCCCCUCUUCCAACCCCAACACUCUCCUUCCUGCAUUUCCUAGCUCUCCAUAUGCAAGCACCAUUCCUGCCUCUCUCAAGCAUGUGCUAAGCACUCCAAGUGGCCUGUAGCUCCAAGAAAAGGCCUGUGUCUGAUCCAGUACCCACUGAGGGGUCUCUUUUCAAAAGGACAAGCCUCCUGUCCUAAAUUCUGCCUUGAUAGGAGCAGGCAGUGAGUGGCCUAAGUAUUCCUUCCCUGCAGACCACGCAGCUGACUUUCCCCCCUACAGGUUUGCUAUAGGGAGGAGUAAAACAAUCCCAACUACCUCUCACUUGAAUAUGAUUUAUUAUUCAAAUGAUAAAAUCUUACCACAGGAAUUAGGAAUGGAUGACAAAAAGGUCCUUACACAGCUGUAGCUUAGCAGGCUAACUAGAGUAAAGCCUUCUGAAGUCCUACUGGCACCCUAGUCCUGGGCAACUUCACAUGCAGGCAAUAAGAGGACAGCAGGGAUGGUUAACACCAUUAUCCAUUAUCCAAGGAACAGAGAACUGAGGGCAGUAGUUCUCAAUCAGGACACACAUCAGAACUGCCUAGGCAGUACAGUCUGGGACUCAGCUUCAAACUACCCGGAACCUGUUUCUGCCUGUGGACCAGAGCGUUCAGUUAUUGCCCCGCCCUACCACCACAACAUGCGUCGUCUGUGUGUGCGUGUGUGCACUGUGCGUGCAUGUGUCCCCUCAGGUGUGGAAGGAGAAACCAGAAAUCUCUCCUGCUGCCUUUAAUAGCAAUUGUUUUGUGAUGAGAAAAGCAAUGGCAACAUUUUAAAUCAUAAUGAUUAUUAAAGCUCAAAUGUGUAUACUUUACUUUCUUUUGAUAGGUUUCUCUUAAUAAAGUUCUAAUGAUCAUUUCAGGAACCUACUUUCAUUUGGGAAAAACAGGACCAUACCAUGUGUACAAGACAGAAAUUUCUACAGAUGCUUUACGAAAGAAAAAAUAUCUUACCAAAGUUAUUACUGCAGUUUCAGCAGUUAGAUGUGUGGCACUACAAAGAGUAUAAACAAAUCUGUAAAUGACUUUGUGUUCAGGAUCAUGCUCGAAGUAUUCCUCUGGAACCUUUUCUCGCUGAAAGGAGAAAAAAUGCAAUUUAUGUAUCCAUGGAAGAAAAAUACUUAAAAGUACCCUUAAGAUAGCAGUCUUCACACUUGGGCCCACGUGCCCCUUAAAAUAAUUUUGGUUGGGUGACAUGUCUUGUAGUCUUUUAAAUAUAAACAAUGGGAUCCUAAAAUACCACAGUGAUCCAGUACUCACCACCAUUCAUUAAAGAAAAAUACAGGCACAACCGCAGAAAAUUUAUGUAUUUCCACGUUCCUCCCCACAGAAUUCUAACCAAAUGUAAACUAUUGGGUUGGCCAAAAAGUUCAUUUGGUUUUAAGUAAAAAUAAAAGACACAGUUUUCAUUUUCACCAAGCAUUUUAUUGAACAAUAUAUUCACUAACCAAACAAACUUUUUGGCCAACCCAAUAUUUUUAGGCUCAAAAGUCUUGCUGAUCACCAUAUGUCAUACUUUUCUGUCAUCAACUUUGAAAACACAUUUCCAGUGUCCUGUAACCAUAAGGCUCGAAGAAUGUGCUGUCCUGUACAGCAGUCGCCAGCCACGUGUGGCUACAGAGCACCCGAAGAAGUGAAUUUUAAAACUUUGUCAUUUUAAUUCGUUUAAAAUUUAAACAGUUUUCUAAUUUUCUUCUUAGAGGCCUUAUCAUAUUAGGUUUAUUUACAAAUAUUUAUAUUGUUUGAUGCUAUGGAAAAUCAUCCUUUAAAAAGAUACAUUUUCUGUUACUUGGGUAUGUUUACUUACCUGCUCACUAUUCAUACAAAGUGCAACUCGGUUCAUAUCCAUCAACCCCUUAUACAACACGCCUUCGGGAAAAUGACUAGACACAACAUGGCGUGGGGAAGAAGACUUAAAGGAAGAUGAAUUUGACUUCGAGCUGGAGGAAGUAAUUUUCUUCUAGUACUUAAUUUCAAAGCAAAUCAGCAUGAAAUAAACACAACUGUAUAAGAGAAAAAUACCACUUCAAUAAAACUGACACUUACUGUGA
Molecule: messenger RNA, 5083 nt
Organism: Balaenoptera acutorostrata (minke whale)
Lineage: Eukaryota; Metazoa; Chordata; Mammalia; Artiodactyla; Balaenopteridae
Exons: 5
Coding region: 116-661 (181 amino acids)
Source: RefSeq, a predicted model, not a curated record